Molecule: messenger RNA, 2645 nt
Organism: Austrofundulus limnaeus
Lineage: Eukaryota; Metazoa; Chordata; Actinopteri; Cyprinodontiformes; Rivulidae
Product: calpain-1 catalytic subunit
Biological process (GO): proteolysis
Cellular component (GO): cytoplasm
Molecular function (GO): calcium ion binding; calcium-dependent cysteine-type endopeptidase activity
Source: RefSeq, a predicted model, not a curated record
AAACAUUCAAAACCUUGGACACGGAUAAAGACGGGGAAAUCUGCCUGAACUUCUUCCAGUGGAUUACUCUGACCAUGUUUGCCUAAAGAUCCUGCUGCAGCCGCGGGCCCAGUCUUUGCUGUUUCAGAAGUGCCUUCUCUCUGUUAAGUCUCCUCACCCAUGAUGCUCUCUGCUGAAGCCUUGCCAUGUUUGUUUCAUCAUUCCAGUGCCUGUAUUGGAAAUGUUUUACCAGCUUUUAUUUGCGGCUUGUUCUGCCAAAUGAACUUGUAACCGUUCACUUUCUGCAAAAAUGUAUCUGACGGCAGAGCGACUAACCGGGCAGGAAGGAAUGGAUGGGUUUGGUCUCGGAGAGCYGAGACAAAAGUUUAAAUGUUUUUCCAAAACUUGUCAGGUCUUGCAGACUGUAAGAAAGAGAAAAAGAAAAAAAACCCCGAAUAUUUUCACAACAAAGAUUUUAUGACUCUAGUAAAUUUGUAGUUGAAUAAAGAUUGCAUCUACCAGGCCAAAAAUAUCCAAAUCUAGUUGGAUUAAAAGGAACUUAAGAAUGAAUUAACUUAUUUUUAAAUGCAGGAUUUAGUCUGUUCCUAUUUUAUUUGCUGAUUUGGUAACACUAAAGGUUUUCUACAUUUGCACUGUUUUUUUUUCCUGACUCAAGCCUUCACUUAUUUUUCUUUAGUUCUCACUUACACUUAAGAGUUUAGCUCAGUAGUCAGUACUUUUUUUCCUCUGAACACUUCAGCAUCACGCACUGGAAAAAAAUUAAUGGUUGAGAGAAUCUAUGGUGCAUCGUUACCAUUUGUUUACAUGUUAGCUUUGCAAAGCACCUACUUGGCCUGAUAUGGUCUUAAUUUAUACAAGUCCGAGUUAACAGGAAUGUAGUCAAAAUAACUGGGCAUUACUUAAAAUUGUCACUUCAAGGAGUUAUUUUACAAAACCUUCUUUUUUAAUUAUCCAGGGUGUAUAAAUAAAGUUGCACUUAAAUCAUUACUUAAUGUUGCCACAAAGAAGCAAAAAUCUAGGACGUCUCAAAUAUUCAGUGAUCUGACAGUCACAUUUAUUGCCAUUUUCAGAAUUCUCCUGAAACAAGAAAUCAUGUUAGUCGCAAGUGUCUUGUUUGUUCAGAUCAGCCACGUAGCUAUGUAGCAUAAUUAAAACUUCAAAAGUUGUCUUUGCCGAAUUUCCCUAAACUGCAGUUAUUCUUGUUUCAACUCCAAGCACUGGAUAUUUGCUGGGUAUGGAAAGGUGAUUUCUGAGGAGAGGGUCUGUCAAAUAGUUGAUUGGUAGUUGGUAUCCUAUCGGCCAUGYCUUUAGUCAAAUAAGAGCACAGGGUAUGGAGAAAAGGGCAAAAUAUUUCAUCCAGGUUAUUUCAGCCAAACAAGACCCCCGUUUAUAUCACUUUACUUWGAGGAAUGUCAUGUCUCAAAAUUUAUUUAACUUCUUGUGGACUGAUACUAUUACCAGAACARUGUUUGAGAAAAUAACAGCAAAGUAAAGAAAACGUAGAUGUUUAUUAUAAGCUAAUGUAUUGUUCCUUCACACCUGUAUGCCAUUUUCURAAGAGUUGUUGAUCAGCCAUACGCUCUGAUCUGUACUGUUACCACUCAAACCCUUUGACAACCAUCACUUCAAAAAUCACCAGACUCAUUUUAAAGUGACAGUCCAGAUUCUUUGUAGUGGAAAGCAUCAGUGGAAAGCAGUUAGAGCAAUAUGAGCUUAGAAAAUCAGAGCAAUAUUGUCAUGGAGUUGAGGUAUUGACUUAGACAGAUGUUUGACUCCAUGAGAAUUUGACCUUGAUUUACUCCCGACCACUCAACUUYGCAAAACUGCUGUUUAUAGAAACAACUUUUUUGGACUUUGGUUUUUGAAGUCUGCACCAACCCUGUAUAACGAAACAGAAAGAGGGUGCAAAAUCUUAAAACCAUAUUUUAUCCAUAAUGUUCAACAAAUAUUCGAAACUUUUCGUCUUGUGUUCGUUGCAACACUGCUCCUGGUCCUGCUGUUUGAUGUUUACAACUUGUGGCCAAACUUUGCAUCCAUGAAACCUUACUGGGCCCAGCAGUUUCUGCAAACACAAUGGUGCACUGUAUCAUAAAGAAUGUUCUGACUUCUAUGUAUCUAUCCUUUUCUUUAGCUUUAUAUAUCAAUGGCUUAUUAAUUAUGCAUGGCAUACAGGACUGUUCUACAAUGUAUGGGAAAACUYUACCUUUUAAAAAGAUGUUUAUCAUGGCUGGAUUUUAUACUUGAGGAUUAUUUGUGAAUGUUCAGGGUGAAUGUGAACUAUUCUGCAAAAUGAAUGGCUAUGUUGUGUGCACGCUGUGUAAAAUGUCUCUACCUGCCAAAUUUUUGCAUUUUUGAGGGGAGUGGGGGACUUUUUUUAGCGUUAAAGUACGAAGCUUUUAUUUUUUUCAACUUUUUUGUAUUUUGGUAUGUUUUAUCAGAGUUAAAAACCAAACUUUUAAAUCUGUAUCGUGCUCUGACUUUUUUCUUUUCCUUGUGCCGUGUAAUGAUUAUGUAAUGUUUACAGGGGUAAUGCACUGGGUCCCUUUGAACCCAUUGAUCACGCCACAUGUUGGGUUACAGUGUAACUUUAUCUGUAAAACAUCUGUCAAAACUUCAUAAUAAAUCUGGAGGAACUUUUGAGCUUU